Alternaria ventricosa is the source of this 963-nucleotide messenger RNA. RefSeq lists its product as uncharacterized. Bases 1 to 963 code for a protein of 320 amino acids. Gene Ontology annotation, molecular function: carbohydrate binding; isomerase activity. Gene Ontology annotation, biological process: carbohydrate metabolic process. NCBI's taxonomy places the organism in Eukaryota, Fungi, Ascomycota, Dothideomycetes, Pleosporales, Pleosporaceae. The record is from RefSeq and is a predicted model, not a curated record. The transcript has a single exon.
AUGGUCGACCGUGCGAACCGCCCUUCAGCGCUGAACGCGCCCACCGCGUCAGCACCUGGACCCCAGGUCGACAUCGUCGGAGAGGGUGGCAGCCAGAAGGUCGUCGCGAGACUGCCGUCUGGUGAGAGCGUCGAGGUGCUGCUCUUUGGCGCCACCGUUACGAGCUGGAAGAGCAACGGCGGAAAGACUGAGAACCUCUGGGUGAGCGACGCGGCCGACCUGACAGGCAAGAAGCCCGUACGCGGUGGUAUCCCCGUCGUAUUCCCCGUCUUCGGUCCUCCUCCCAAGGGGGGACACGCCACUUCGUCGCUUCCACAACACGGUUUCGCGCGUGGAUCGCGCUGGGAGUACAUGGGCAAGUCGACUGCGGAGGAUGCUCUCGACUCCAACUCGGUCAAGCUCGACUUUGGCUUGGACCGCCAGUCGCUCAGCGAGGAGUCGCGCAAGGCAUGGCCGCUCGACUUUGGCCUAGUAUACAGCGUCACACUGAGCAAGGACAGCCUACAGGCAGUUCUCACCGUCCGCAACGAGGGCGAGGAGAGCUUCGAGUUCCAGUUCCUGCUCCACACCUACUUCAGGAUCCAGGAUGUGUCCAAGAUCGCCAUCACCGGCCUGUCUGGCACCGAGUACAUCGACAAGGUCCUCAACGCCUCCACCCACACCCAGAGCGACAACCAGCUCAAGAUCACCGGCGAGACAGAUCGCGUUUACAAGGACAUCAAGCAGGACACGACAUCGAUUACCGAAGACGGCAAGCCUCGCUUUGACGUCAUCCGUGACAACGUCAAGGACACUGUGACCUGGAACCCGUGGAUCGAGAAGGCCAAGGCCAUGGGCGACUUCUCACCCGAUGACGGCUACAAGAACAUGGUCUGCGUCGAGAUCGGUGCCGUGGACGGCUGGCAGAGGCUGGAGAAGGGCGAGGUCUGGGAGGGUGGCAUGUUGGUCAAGAGCCACCUGUAG